This is a messenger RNA of Closterium sp. Naga37s-1, 654 nucleotides long. The record is from the annotation of a GenBank genome assembly. NCBI's taxonomy places the organism in Eukaryota, Viridiplantae, Streptophyta, Zygnematophyceae, Desmidiales, Closteriaceae.
AUGCAAGAGGCCGACGCGUUGUUCAUGCGGAGCAAGGAGAUCGAGCAUUACACGGUGAACGAUAAGAAACUCACGCUUGGGUGGCAGCAUCCGGAAAACAAGGAGUACCUGAGGGAGCGUGCCGCUCACCCGGAGGCGAUUAAGGUCCUGCUCAAGGGGGUGCCGGUGGUGAUCUCACCGGCGAUGAUUCGCAAGAACCCGGUGACUGCGAUGUUGCUGAAGCGUGGUCGCACAUCGUUCCUGGAUGGGUCUGCUUUCCACCGCGUGCUGGAUCCGGUUUCGGGGUCGGACACUGACAAGAUUAAGGGCCUGGUUUUCAGGCACCCGGGGGAUAAGUGGUCGCAGCAGCAAACCUCCCGGCUCACCUCUGUAUCGUUCCCCCCCCGCGCAGCUGCUUCCAUGAAGCUGUCAUCGGCAAUGAAGACUCUGCUAGCAGACCCGGCGAUGGCUUUCAUCUCCACGGGAGGGGUGCGAGAGGAGUGGCUGUGUGCACAGGAGGACUGCGGGAAGGCCCAUGAUACCAGCUUCGAGAAGGCGGUGGAGCAUGUGCAGUCAGUCCGCCACGGCACCGGCCUACUCAAGGCGGGAGCGGCGACGCGUCUGAGCAAGGGGAAGCAGAACCUGGCGCAUGUCAAGAAGGAGUUCGGAUUGUGA